GUCGUUGGAGAAUGGCUCGGAGGUGAUCAGAACGUCACCGGAGGACAACAGAGGUCGCCAGAUGAUGACUAAGAGGCGAUUAGAAAGUCGUGAGGAGGAUGGCUUGGNGGAGGUGAUCAGAACAUCACCGGAGGACAACAGAGGUCGCCAGAUGAUGACUAAGAGGCGAUUAGAAAGUCGUGAGGAGGAGGGCUUAGAGGCUUUCGGAAUGCCAUCGGAAGACAACCAGAAAGUCGCUGAAGGAUGGCCAGAACAUAUUGGAAGUUCGCUAGAGGAUGGUCGGGAGGUUGCUGGAGCAGAUUGGAACUUCGCCGAAGGAUGA
This is a messenger RNA of Ilex paraguariensis (yerba mate), 322 nucleotides long. The record is from the annotation of a GenBank genome assembly. Lineage: Eukaryota; Viridiplantae; Streptophyta; Magnoliopsida; Aquifoliales; Aquifoliaceae.